Messenger RNA from Sus scrofa (pig), 2701 nucleotides. RefSeq names its product zinc ribbon domain containing 2 (gene ZNRD2). Lineage: Eukaryota; Metazoa; Chordata; Mammalia; Artiodactyla; Suidae. The record is from RefSeq and is a predicted model, not a curated record.
CCUCCGCCCAACACGAGGGGGCGGGGCCAAGAGGAGGGCGCUCUGCUUGUGCGUCACUUCCGGUAAGUCUAUCGGCGACAACGGCAACAUGGCUCUGAACGGCGCUGAAGUCGACGAUUUCUCCUGGGAGCCCCCGACUGAAGCGGAGACGAAGGUGCUGCAAGCGCGGCGGGAGCGGCAGGAUCGCAUCUCCCGGCUCAUGGGCGACUACCUGCUGCGUGGUUACCGCAUGCUGGGCGAGACGUGCGCGGACUGCGGGACGAUCCUCCUCCAAGACAAACAGCGGAAAAUCUACUGCGUGGCUUGUCAGGAGCUCGAUUCAGACGUGGAUAAAGAUAAUCCGGCUCUGAAUGCCCAGGCUGCCCUCUCCCAAGCUCGGGAGCACCAGCUCGCCUCUGCUUCGGAGCCCCCGUUAGGCUCUCGGCCAGCCCCUCAGCCCCCAGUCCCCCGUCCAGAGCACUGUGAGGGAGCUGCAGCAGGGCUCAAGGCAGUCCAGGGGCCGCCCCCUCCUGCUGUGCCUCCAAAUGCUGAAGUUGUGGCCUGCACACGGGAGGCUCUCCUGCAGAAGCUGGCCUGGGCCUCAGCUGAGCUGGGCUCUAGCACCUCCCUGGAGACGAGCAUCCAGCUGUGUAGCCUUAUCCGGGCUUGUGCUGAAGCCCUGCGCAGCCUGCAGCAGCUGCAACCCUAAAAGACCCCUCCUGAGAAGAAUCCUCUAGAAAAACAGCUAUUCCUCUUGUGUGGUUUGUUCUUUUCUUGGUUCUAAGUGUGCAUGCAAGCCCCAGCUCCAGUCGUCUUUUUCCUACCUUUGGCCUCUCGUGCUGUCACAGUCUGUUCUCCUUGAUGCCCUGAGAGAUGAGUUGGGCUUGUUUCUGCUCAGUUUCCCAACUAUAGAGAUGAUGGAGGAGGCAGAGAACGGUGUGAUACUUUUUUUCUGAGGAGGAGGCCACAACCUCCUUAAAAGCGGAAACUAGGUGUGGCCCUCCACAGCACCCCUGCAGCCUCCUCAGCCAUCCAGGGCUCAUUCUCCACCCUCAAGUGAGAUCUGGGGUUCCAGUCCCCUUGGCAGCUUCUCCUUCUUUCCCCGAGCAUCCUGCAUCCCAAUACCAUCAUCCUAUCCCACGUCAGGCCCAGACUAGGGUAUCAGGUUGCACGUGAGGGACAAAGUAUGGACUCAACCCCAGUCUCCUCAUCCUUGUUACCCCCUUUUAGAAAAAUCCUUUUCCUUAACAGUUAUAACUGGGCAGAGUGUUGGGGGUGGGUGUCAGAAAGAACCGCCAAGAAACCGCACCCUCUGCUUUUGGCUUCCUCCCUCCGCUUUUUCACCCUGCUCCUCCUGCUGCGACUUGGGGCAACUUGGGCCCACAAACCGUUGCCCUUUUAAGAGAGGCCCCGCCUGCACGGGGGCGGGGCGGGGGCGGAGCCGGAGGAGUCCGGGCUGGAACAAAGCAAGGCCUGCGGGCGGCGGCUGGGCUCGGCUGGCGGGGCCGCGGGUGCGGGGGCCUGCGGGCGGCGGCCCGGGCGGAGCGUUGGAGGGAAGGAGGCGGUGUCAUCCUUUGUAUCGGCCCGGCCAUGAAUGGGUUGCCCUCGGCCGAGGCGCAGGGCGGCACGGGCUGCACCCUGGCGGGUCUCCCGCCGCUACCGCGCGGCCUCAGCGGUCUUCUCAACGCGAGCGGGGGCUCGUGGCGGGAGCUGGAACGCGUCUACAGCCAGCGCAGCCGCAUCCACGAUGAGCUGAGCCGCGCCGCCCGCGUCCCGGACGGGCCCCGCUAUGCUGCCGGCGCCGCCAACGCGGGAAGUGCCGCUGGUCCCCCCGGCCCGCGUCGUCCUGUCAACCUCGACUCGGCGCUAGCGGCGUUGCGCAAAGAGAUGUCUUUUGCAGGUGGGCCUGCGGCAGCUGGACAUGUCCCUGUUAUGCCAGCUGUGGGGCCUGUACGAGUCAAUCCAGGACUACAAGCACCUGUGCCAAGACUUGAGCCUGUGCCAGGACCUGUCAUCCUCUCUGCACUCAGACAGUUCCUACCCACCUGAUGCUGGCCUAUCUGAUGAUGACGAGCCUCCUGAUGCCAGCCUGCCCCCGGACCCGCCACCCCUCACUGUGCCCCAGACGCACAAUGCCCGAGACCAGUGGCUGCAGGAUGCCUUCCACAUCAGCCUCUGAAGAGCUAAGGGUGUGGGGGGGCAGGCACCCAGGCAAAAGGCUCAGAAAUUCAUCCCUCAGCAAGUACUCAGACUCUAGUGCCUGCUUUCCCCCAUACCACCUCACCUCACAGGAGGGCAAGGCCUGGGCCCCUCAGAGCUAAAACUGCCUACCCUCUCCUGUCUUGAGUUAGCUGGCACUGGGGCAGGUACCUGGGCUACAGCCUCUGCCCAUGGCACUGGACCUCCUCUUCUCCCACCUGCGUGCACUUCAGCUUGGCCAACCUUCAGUUUGGCUGUGGGUCCAAAACAUCGGGCACUCUCCUUGACAUCUCUGGGAUUGGGAUGAGUGCCUGGCUCCUAUCUCUUAAUCUUUUGCUGCCCUUGGCAGCUGCUGGCUCAGGGGCAUCCCUCCUCUGGUCCCUGGGUUCCACUGCCUUAGACAAGGGCUCCAGGACCCAUUCCUGCACCCACCCAUGGCCAGGAGGGCCAAAGCUCCGUGCUAGAUAUUUAAGUUUAGGGGCCAUCCUCCUGGGCGCCUAGAUAAAUAAAUACUCUCUCGGCA